Messenger RNA from Apis dorsata (giant honeybee), 1117 nucleotides. RefSeq names its product aminoacyl tRNA synthase complex-interacting multifunctional protein 2-like. NCBI's taxonomy places the organism in Eukaryota, Metazoa, Arthropoda, Insecta, Hymenoptera, Apidae. The transcript has 4 exons. The record is from RefSeq and is a predicted model, not a curated record. Bases 198 to 1094 code for a protein of 298 amino acids. Gene Ontology annotation, cellular component: aminoacyl-tRNA synthetase multienzyme complex.
GCGCCAUCUUUGAAACGGAUGUUAGCAGUUGGAAAACAUUAGCGCCAGCAUGAAAGUACGACAAAGAUAGGGGGGAUCAAAGAAAAAUGGCCGUCAAGUUAAAAUCGAGAAAUACGAAAAACGAACGAGAGUGUAACGAUCGAAUGUGAAUAUAAGUCGAUGGUUUUUUAUAAAUUAAUCACGGAAUAACGAACAAAAUGCGUAACGAAAUGACAAUGUAUACGUUAAAACCAAUUGUUUCCCUGCCACGAAUAUUGCAUCAUAGAAAAAUGAUGUACGAAAUGCGAAAUAUUCAUGAAGAAUCAACAGACGACCAUACGGAAGCCGAGAACAAGAUCGUGCCUGAUAUCACUGAGCAGGUUAUCAGCUUUUUAAAGAGUCCACUACCAGAAUAUAAUGCAUUAGAAGCACGACAAGAAAAAAUAUUAGCACAACUUGCAGAACUUAAGAAACAAGUUUCAACACUUUCUGGAUUUUUAAAACAGACAAAUCAAGUAAUCAAUAAAAGUGUCACAAAUCAGACAGUUAAUGUAAAUCUUAUCAUUAAUGUAAAUCCUAAAAGGCCACCAUACUUUAUAUCUGCAUUACAAAAUUUAUGGGAAGACACUGAUAUUAAAGUACAAACUUAUGUUCAUUCAAGUCUUAAUAAAGAAGGAUCUUUUAUUUAUCAAUCAAUUACAAACUCUCCUAAGAAUAAUAUUAUUAAUUUAUCAUUAAUUUGGAAAGAUGUUGAAGAGCUGCAACUUGUAUCUGGUCUACAUAGUUAUUAUAUAACUGGUGAAACAAAUUUUCUAAGAUAUAUAAGUAGACUAAUAAAUUCACACAAUUAUGAAAACUCUGAUUGUGUAGAGAAAUUAAAUACUACUGAUUUAAUAUUAGAUUUGUGUCAUUCUUUAUAUUUUGAAGAAUCAUUGAAGAAAAAACAAGAAAUAUUGUCACUAAUAGCAGAUAAGUUAAAUAUAAAUUGGUUAAAUAAAAAAAAACUUGAUAUAGCAGAUAUUGCUGCAUGGUCUACAAUUAAACAAAUUUUUCCAAACAAAUAUCCGCCAAAACUUAAUGAAUGGUUUGAAGCUUGUGAAAAAAUUUUUAUGUAAAUAAAAAUCUCUUAAUAAAAUAA